ACCUAUUCUACACAAGGUAUACAAAAAGUUCGCAAUGGUCCAGCCAUUCAGUGAUAGGCUGAAAUAUGUAACACACCCAAAAGCCCAAGAACUCAUAAAAGUCAUUCUUCGGAAGAGUACUAACCUCUGCUUGUCUGCCGAUGUUACAUCAUCCCAGCAGCUUUUAGACCUUGUUGAAAAGGUUGGACCCCAUAUUUGUUUGUUGAAAACUCACAUAGAUAUUGUAUCAGAUUUUACUCCUGAUCUUAUUGAAAAACUCAAAAAGCUAUCAAAAGAAUAUGAUUUUCUCAUCUUUGAAGACAGAAAGUUUGCUGACCUUGGCAGCACAGUGCAGAAACAAUUCAGCGAGGGUGUUUAUAGAAUAAGUUCGUGGUCUGAUUUCAUAAAUGCACAUGUUGUUGUUGGACCUGGGAUUAUCAAAGGUUUAAAAAGUGUUGCUCAAGAUCAAGGCUUAAUUCUAAUCGCGCAGAUGAGUGCAGCUGGCAAUUUAUGCAAUGAAACAUAUACCCAAGAGGCUGUGAAAAUGGCUGAAAAUGAUAGAACAUUUGUCUGUGGCUUCAUUUGUACAAAGUCAGUCUCGGAUGACCAAAGUUUUCUCAAUUUUGUGCCAGGUGUAAAUAUUUCAUCAACUGGUGAUGGUUUAGGACAGCAAUGGGUUUCUCCCUCUGAAGCAAUAGAGAAAGGUGCUGAUGUGAUUAUAGUGGGAAGAGGAAUUUACCAAUCUUCUGAGCCAGCUGAAACAGCUAAAGAAUAUAAGGAGCAAGCUUUUAAAGCAUACUUGGACCUAACCAAGGAGUAAUGAUCCCAGUACAUUGCAGUGGUGUACUAUCUUAAGCCCCGUUUUUAAAGAUUUUUUUCUGAACAUAAUUCAAUUUUAAGCUAAUUUAUGAAGUUUUUAUUUCCAAAAAGGUAUUGGCUUUAUUUUGAAGUGCCUUCCUUUGAAAUUAAUUAUAAUGAACGAACUUAUUUUGUUGGCCAGACAACUUUAAUUUCUUAUACAUUUUUAUAAAGGUCUGAUAAGAUAUAAAAACGUCUAAAACUAACUUGACUUGGGUGUUUGUCUGGUUUGAACGUGAUACAAUUCGAAUGUUGCUACAAACAAUAAUUUUAUAAAUUGAUGAA
This is a messenger RNA of Bolinopsis microptera, 1122 nucleotides long. RefSeq lists its product as uncharacterized. The transcript has a single exon. Lineage: Eukaryota; Metazoa; Ctenophora; Tentaculata; Lobata; Bolinopsidae. The coding region runs from base 35 to 799 and encodes 254 amino acids. Gene Ontology annotation, molecular function: orotate phosphoribosyltransferase activity; orotidine-5'-phosphate decarboxylase activity. Gene Ontology annotation, biological process: 'de novo' pyrimidine nucleobase biosynthetic process; 'de novo' UMP biosynthetic process. The record is from RefSeq and is a predicted model, not a curated record.